Messenger RNA from Chanos chanos (milkfish), 2820 nucleotides. It is a transcript of the gene msh2, whose product is annotated as mutS homolog 2 (E. coli). Gene Ontology annotation, cellular component: nucleus; MutSalpha complex. Gene Ontology annotation, biological process: somatic recombination of immunoglobulin genes involved in immune response; mismatch repair; mitotic recombination. The record is from RefSeq and is a predicted model, not a curated record. Gene Ontology annotation, molecular function: mismatched DNA binding; ATP-dependent DNA damage sensor activity; ATP binding. Bases 1 to 2820 code for a protein of 939 amino acids. Lineage: Eukaryota; Metazoa; Chordata; Actinopteri; Gonorynchiformes; Chanidae. The transcript has 16 exons.
AUGGCGGUGCAGCCGAAGCAGAAUUUGUCCAUGGACAGUGCGUCCGAAAAUAGUUUUCUGAACUUUUAUUUUUCUAUGUCUGAAAAACCUGACACCACUGUGCGAAUUUUUGACCGUAACGAUUACUAUACUGUGCAUGGAAAAGAUGCUAUAUUCGCUGCUAAAGAGGUUUUCAAGACCAAUGGAGUUAUCAAAAACCUUGGCUCAGGAAGCAGAAAGUUGGAGAGCGUGGUACUCAGUAAAAUGAACUUCGAGUCAUUUGUGAGAGACUUGCUGUUGGUGAGGCAGUACCGCGUUGAGGUGUAUCGGAACAAGGCAGGCGGGAAGAGCAGCAAAGACCACGAUUGGCAAGUCGCAUUUAAGGCUUCUCCAGGGAAUCUUGCCCAGUUUGAGGAAAUCCUCUUUGGGAGUAGCGGGGGCCCUGGAGAGGGGGCUGCAGGUGUAGUGGGCGUGAGAAUCGGCACUGGAGGAGACGGGCAGCGAGUCAUUGGCGUAGGAUAUGUGGAUUCCACUCUCCGGCAACUUGGCGUCUGUGAAUUUCCGGACAACGACCAGUUCUCCAACCUGGAGGCCCUGUUGGUGCAAAUCGGACCCAAGGAAUGUGUGCUGCCGGGUGGGGGAGAUGGAGGCGGGGACUUGGCCAAACUCAGACAGGUAGUGCAGCGUGGUGGAAUCCUGAUGUCAGACAGGAAGAAGGCCGAAUUCACGACCAAAGACAUCGUACAGGAUCUGAACCGCCUGCUCAAAGCGCGUAAAGGGGAGACGGUGUCGAGCGCUGCUUUGCCAGAGAUGGAGAGGCAGAUCGCCAUGUCCUCUUUGGCAGCUGUCAUUAAGUACCUGGAGCUUCUAUCCGACGAAUCGAAUUUUGAUUCUUUCAAGAUGAUCACCUUUGACCUCAACCAGUACAUGCGAUUGGACAAUGCUGCUGUGCAAGCCCUCAAUCUCUUCCAGGGCUCCUCUGAUGAUGCGACAGGCACCCACUCAUUGGCAGGACUGCUUAACAAGUGCAGGACCCCCCAGGGCCAGAGACUGCUUAACCAGUGGAUCAAACAGCCUCUGAUAGACAGAAACAAAAUCGAGGAAAGACUGGACCUGGUAGAGGCUUUCGUGGACGACUCGGAGCUGAGACAGAGCUGCCAAGAGGACCUGCUUCGCCGUUUCCCCGACCUGAACCGGCUGGCCAAGAAGUUUCAGAGACAGAACGCUAACCUGCAGGACUGCUACCGGGCCUACCAGGCUGUGGGUCAGAUCCCGAAUCUGGUACUGGCCCUGGAGAGAUACAGCGGAAACCAUCAGGUCCUUCUGAACGCGGCGUUCGUUUCCCCUCUCAACGAUCUCAACACCGACUUUGCCAAGUUCCAGGAGAUGAUUGAAACCACGUUAGACAUGAACCAAAUCGAGCACCACGAGUUUCUGGUGAAGCCAUCGUUCGACCCCACGCUGAGCGAACUGCGAGAGAACAUGGACCGGCUGGAGAAAAACAUGCAGGCCACUCUAACCAGUGCUGCACGGGAGCUGAGUUUGGAGGCUGGAAAGACGGUGAAACUGGAGUCGAACGCUCAGAUCGGUUAUUUUUUUCGGGUCACGUGCAAAGAAGAGAAGAAUCUACGUAACAAUAAGAAGUUUACCACGCUGGACGUGCAGAAAAACGGUGUGCGCUUCACCAACAGCAAGCUUAGCUCCCUGAACGAGGAAUACACCAAGAACAGAGAAGAAUAUGAGGAAGCUCAGAAUGCCAUCGUCAAAGAGAUUAUUAACAUAGCCGCUGGCUAUGUGGAUCCACUGCACACUCUGAACGAUGUGAUUGCCCAGCUGGACGCGGUCGUGAGCUUUGCCCUUGUGUCCCACGCCGCCCCCGUACCCUACAUCCGCCCCAAAGUGCUGGAGAAGGGCGCGGGUCGGCUUGUCCUUAAAGGCGCCCGGCACCCCUGCGUGGAAGCCCAGGAUGACGUGGCGUUCAUCCCUAACGACGUGUCCUUUUCCCGAGGGGAAGAGAUGUUUCACAUCAUUACAGGCCCAAACAUGGGUGGGAAGUCCACCUAUAUUCGGCAGGUGGGCGUGAUUGUCCUGAUGGCACAGAUUGGAUGUUUUGUGCCAUGUGAUGAGGCAGAGAUUAGUGUGGUGGACUGUGUGCUUGCGCGGGUGGGCGCCGGGGACAGCCAGCUAAAGGGCGUGUCCACCUUUAUGGCCGAGAUGCUGGAGACAGCUGCUAUCCUACGCUCUGCCACUGAGGACUCCCUCAUCAUCAUUGACGAGUUGGGGCGCGGCACGUCCACCUACGACGGCUUCGGCCUGGCGUGGGCGAUCUCGGAGUACAUCGCCACGCGCCUUAAAUCCUUCUGUCUGUUCGCCACUCACUUUCACGAGCUGACCGCGUUGGCGCAGCAAGUGCCCACCGUCCGCAACCUCCAUGUGACGGCUCUCACCACAGACAGCACUCUGACCAUGCUCUACAGAGUGAAAAAGGGUGUGUGUGACCAGAGCUUUGGCAUCCACGUGGCAGAGCUGGCUAACUUCCCCAAGCAUGUGAUUGCUAAUGCUCGGGAGAAGGCCCUGGAGCUUGAGGAAUUCCAGGAUAUCUCCAGAGCUGGGGAAGACGGGUCGGAUGACGAGCCGGUGGCGAAGAGACGAUGCCUGGAUAAACAGGAGGGGGAGAAGAUAAUCGAGGAAUUCCUGGCCAAGGUGAAGUCCCUGCCUGUCGAUAGUAUGACAGACGAGGCACUGAAAGCGGAGUUGAGGAAACUGAAGGCUGAAGUGGUGGCCCGCAACAAUAGCUUUGUCAACGAGAUCGUGUCCCGCUCCGCUAACAUGAAACAGUGA